AAGCUCUCGCUGGAGAGACAAAAAUAAAUAAAAAAAAACAAGGAGGAGGAGAAUAGCAAUGGCUCAUGCCACGUUUACGGCGGAAGGGCAGAAUAUGGAGUCGUUUCGGCUCUUGAGCGGCCACAAAAUCCCAGCCGUUGGACUCGGCACAUGGCGAUCUGGGUCUCAGGCCACCCACGCAGUUGUCACUGCACUCGUCGAGGGUGGUUAUAGGCACAUAGAUACAGCUUGGGAGUAUGGUGAUCAGAAAGAGGUCGGCCAAGGAAUAAAGAGGGCGAUGCACGCUGGCCUUGAAAGGAGGGACCUCUUUGUGACGUCCAAGCUUUGGUGCACGGAGCUAUCUCCUGAGAGAGUGCGUCCUGCUCUGCAAAAUACCCUUAAAGAGCUUCAGUUAGAGUAUCUUGAUCUCUACCUGAUUCACUGGCCUUUUCGGCUAAGAGAAGGAGCUAGUAGGCCACCAAAGGCAGGGGACGUUCUUGACUUUGACAUGGAAGGUGUUUGGAGAGAAAUGGAGAAGCUGGCCAAGGACAAUCUUGUCAGGAAUAUCGGAGUCUGUAACUUUACUGUCACUAAGCUCAAUAAGCUUCUAGGAUUUGCUGAGUUGAUCCCUUCCGUUUGCCAGUCUGUCAUCUUGGGGACUCAGAUGGAAAUGCAUCCUGGUUGGAGAAAUGAUACAAUGCUCGAACUCUGCAAGAAGAAUCACAUCCAUGUUACAGCUUAUUCGCCACUGGGAUCUCAAGAAGGUGGGAGAGAUCUGAUACACGAUCAGACAGUUGAUAGAAUAGCGAAGAAGCUGAAUAAGACGCCGGGACAGGUUCUAGUGAAAUGGGGUAUACAGAGAGGAACAAGCGUCAUUCCCAAGUCUCUGAAUCCAGACAGGAUCAAAGAGAACAUUAAAGUGUUUGAUUGGGUUAUCCCUGAACAGGACUUCCAAGCUCUCAACAGCAUCCCUGACCAGAAACGAGUGUUGGACGGCGAGGAUCUUUUCGUGAACAAGACGGAAGGUCCGUACCGUACCGUAGCAGAUCUAUGGGACCAUGAAGACUAACCGAAUACGAGGAUCAAAUAAAGUUAUGUAAGGCGUUUGUUGUAAAAUAUGUCAUGUUUUAGUUCCUGAAAAGAAUAAAUGACCUAGUAGUGUCCCACAAACAAUUCCUAAAAAAACUGUUAUAACAACAUUAUGCCAUGAAUCUCUCUUCAACGACGGAGGAGACUUGUUGUUGUACGGCUAAAACUGAUGCAGUGAGCUUGAGAUC
Molecule: messenger RNA, 1256 nt
Organism: Camelina sativa (false flax)
Lineage: Eukaryota; Viridiplantae; Streptophyta; Magnoliopsida; Brassicales; Brassicaceae
Product: aldose reductase-like
Molecular function (GO): oxidoreductase activity
Source: RefSeq, a predicted model, not a curated record